AUGCUUGCCAAACUCAAGAAAGAGUUGAAAAUGCCAGACCGCAGAUUCUUUUGGAUUGUGCUGGACUCAAUGGCGAGGGUUGGUGAUUUCGAGUCAAUAGAAGCACUGUCAAACUCAGCGGGGCGAGGAAGGGCACCGCCAAUAGGGUUCACUCCAUUUGUUGAUACAUGUAUUAAGUAUCACAGAGACGAUGAAGCCGUGAAGUUUGCGCUUCGAAUUGCUGAUCUCAGAGACCGAGCUCGUGCACUUGCUCGAUGUGGCCGCGGAAGGGAAGCGGCAGACAUUGCAUCUCGGUUGAGGAACCAACAGCUCCUUGAAGAAAUUCAAGAUUUAGCCGCACGGCAUGUAGCUUCAGUAGCGAAACCGCCCGAACGUAAUGCAAAUCGUUGA
This is a messenger RNA of Chondrus crispus (carragheen), 390 nucleotides long. RefSeq lists its product as hypothetical. Gene Ontology annotation, cellular component: lysosomal membrane; cytoplasm; HOPS complex. Gene Ontology annotation, biological process: intracellular protein transport; endosomal transport; vacuole fusion, non-autophagic. Bases 1 to 390 code for a protein of 129 amino acids. The record is from RefSeq and is a predicted model, not a curated record. The transcript has a single exon. Gene Ontology annotation, molecular function: actin binding. NCBI's taxonomy places the organism in Eukaryota, Rhodophyta, Florideophyceae, Gigartinales, Gigartinaceae.